Messenger RNA from Oryzias latipes (Japanese medaka), 4097 nucleotides. Its product is annotated as neuropeptide FF receptor 2-like. Gene Ontology annotation, cellular component: plasma membrane. Gene Ontology annotation, biological process: regulation of adenylate cyclase activity; cellular response to hormone stimulus; regulation of MAPK cascade. The record is from RefSeq and is a predicted model, not a curated record. Gene Ontology annotation, molecular function: peptide binding; neuropeptide receptor activity; opioid receptor binding. NCBI's taxonomy places the organism in Eukaryota, Metazoa, Chordata, Actinopteri, Beloniformes, Adrianichthyidae.
UCUUAUCCUGGUUUCCUACAUUGCUGUACCAUAGAAACGGGACAAAACUCUUUGAUUGGUGGACGGUUUGCAUAAAAUAACAGUGUUUUGGGGAAUCAAUAAGUGCCUGUAUUUCCUUAAGAGUGUUUUCUUUCAUUACUUCAGCACUUCAGUGGUCUCUUUGAACUGUGAAUUCAGUGCCUCUAAAAAUGCUGGACAAAUUUACAUUUUUUGGUACAUCUUGUUAUCGUAAUUUUGCAGAAAAACGUGCGAAUACUAUCCACAUUUCCACAAAGGGUGACAAAUGAGUGAUAAUGUAUUCUUGCCUGAAGAGAAGAGAGCAGAUUUCAGAGGUGUGAAAAUGAUACAGAGGUGUGAAUGGAUGAGGUGAGGACUGAAUAUGCUUUGUUCUGUAAAUUGCCUGAAUGUUAUAGGGCAUGCUCUUGGCCACGUCAGCACAUUCAAUUAAAAAACCCAGCAGUUCAGUUAUUGACAUUUUGGGGGGGGUAUUUCAUUUCAUGUGGUAACAAUCAAUGCUAAUAUAUUUUCCAGUAACUGUUCCCAGUUAUAUCAUGGACUUAAUACCCACAUAGUUCGUAACACUGUGUCUCUCCUCCUCAUAGGUCUCAUUAUGACAGAACGUCUAGUUUUUAACUCCAGCAUGGAGGACUGGGACCCUGAUAAUUCCUCAGACCAGCAGAAAAAGCCUUUUAUCCACCAGAAUGUCACCUACGUGGACUUUUACCUCCAUAAACCCUCGGUGGCUGCAGUCUUCACCGUCUCCUACCUGCUGAUCUUCGUGGUGUGCAUGGUAGGAAACGGUGUGGUGUGCUUCAUUGUGCUCCGCAGCAAGAACAUGCGCACUGUCACCAACCUGUUCAUCCUAAACCUUGCCAUCAGCGACCUGCUUGUGGGCAUCUUCUGCAUGCCAACCACGCUGCUGGACAACAUCAUAACAGGAUGGCCAUUUGGCAGCAUUGUGUGCAAACUAAGUGGUAUGGUUCAAGGGAUAUCGGUGUCAGCUUCUGUGUUCACGUUGGUUGCCAUAGCAGUUGACAGGUUUCGCUGCAUCGUCUACCCUUUCAGACAGAAGCUGACCAUUGGCACCUCAAAGAUGAUCAUUGUCAUCAUCUGGGUCCUGGCCUUGUUCAUCAUGUGUCCAUCAGGGGUGAUGCUGCAGGUCACAGAAGAGCCAACGGUACGAAUAGUUGUGGACCACAGGAGCAAGACCCGCCCCUUCUACUGGUGCCGGGAGAAUUGGCCCAGUCAGGAGAUGCGUAAAAUCUACACCACGGUUCUUUUUGCUAACAUCUACCUCGCCCCUCUGAAUCUUAUUGUAAUCAUGUAUGCCCGAAUUGGUUUCACCCUCUUCAAGACCACCAUUCCCCCCACGAGGGGCAGUGGAAGUGCAACCGGAGAGAGCAGCAGCGCCAACAAACUGAGCAUGGACGGAAGGCAAACAAUUUCAAGAAAGAAGAAGCGGGUGAUCAUGAUGCUUGUUAUCGUUGCUCUGCUCUUCGUUUUGUCUUGGCUGCCUCUGUGGACUCUGAUGAUGCUAAGCGACUACGCCCGCCUGACUGAGCACCAGUAUCGUGUCAUUAAUAUCUAUGUGUACCCCUUUGCUCACUGGUUGGCCUUCUUCAACAGCAGUGUCAACCCCAUCAUCUACGGAUUCUUCAACGAGAACUUCCGCAGAGGCUUUCAGGCAGCUUUCAAGUUCCAGCUUUGUUCCAUUGAUAUUGUGCGCCAGAAGACCUUCUCCCAUCGGAUUAGAGGGAACGCUGUGCUCCCAGUCCAGCCUGCCAGCAUAAACAGGCCUGGCUCCAGAGCUGGAUCAAUGUUAGUACAAAAUGGAAAGUACUCACGUAAAGAGGGACAGUCUUUGGCAGGAGAGAACAAUGGAAGAGACCAGGAUGUAAUCAUGGAGGAUUUAGAAAAGGUGUCACAGAUUUAGAAAUGGUGACAGAAAAUCAGCUACCAGUGACUCAAUCUAAAAGUAAAAGCUUUUCUUGUUUGUUCCAAGUGAAUGUCCUUUAUAACUCAACCGCUUUUCUGGUCAAUGGAAGACAGCAACUUAAAAGCUGGUUUAAAAAAAAUCUGUACACAUCUAAUUAUAAUAGCAUAAAAGCUUUUAACAAAGUAAGUGUUUUCAUAAAGCAACCUUGGUACUAAUGAUUUUCUCAAAUAACAAAAAAACUGGUAACAUCCAAAGUAGCCAUGGUAACAGUAGCCAGGUCUCCAUGAACACCAAGGCAAAAAAGGAAGAGAAGUCAAGGUUCACAAAGAUACAAAUGUUCCCAAAUUUAAAAAGGGUUUAAAUUUAAUUCCAACUGGCAAAAGAAUCAGCAAAUAAUUACAAACACCUGUUAUCUUUGUUUCUUUUUUGUAAAAUGUUUGUUUUUCUAUUUAAUUAAAUCAACAAGGUCACACAUUUUGCAUUAUUGAAUUUUUCUUUAAUGUUUAUUUAACCAGGAAUGUCCUAUUGAGAUUAAAAACCUAUUUUUUGGUUAGUUUUGGUCAAUAAAUUUUCAUUUUACAGAACUAUUUUUAAUUUCUUUUCUUAUGCUCUGAAAACUAGACCGUUUUUUGAAAUGAAUGGAAAUAAUGGUAAAACACAAAAGGAAUUACUGUGAAAACGGUGUGUGCAGUUUACAAAUACUGAUACAUCAGUUUCCAGCUUUGGCCAUGUGGUAGAGUGUCUGGACUAAGACAGGAAGGUCACAUCCAAGAUCAAUUGCAGGCCAAGUUAUAGCAAAGAUUCUAAGGCUGAAUCCAAAUUUUCCCCCCACGCCUUCAGCUUCUCCCUACCCCUCCAACUGUAGGGGCAUUUGAACCAGUCCGUAUUUUCCGAGAUCUGGCAGCUGCGGGCAAACGUAGAUAACUGGUGAUUACUGAUGAUGUAUGUCAUUGAACAGUAGUAACAUUCGAAUUUGAAGACACUAUUUUUCCAUAACUCUCUUUUUGGAGGGCUAAAUGUAGGGGUAAGGAGAAGCCAAAAGGGUAUGGGAGGUAUUCAGAUUCUGACUCAGCAUUUAGGGGUUGGUUUGGGGGGGUUAAACCACCAAAUGAUUCCCGAGCAUGGCUGUUGGUGUAGCUCACCGCUCCCCCAGGUGAUAGCUCAAACAAACAAAUUUCACACACCUAGGUGCGUGACAGCUAAUGGGACUUUAACUUUAAGUUGAUAUGCUAUGUAACACGGCAGACAAUGUUUACAUUUGUAGUGCUAACAUUGAUUGUAGCGCCAUAAAGCCAUUCAUUUCACCAGAAACACUACCACUAAGUAUAUGUGAUUUUCAGAAAUCAGAGCUCUGUCUUGGCUUCCUAUCGAAAAAAAACCUCCCAACAACAAGCAGAUGUCUGUUGGUUUAAAGUCCUGUGACAAGCUAAAAAAUGUUUCAAGACAGAGAAAGGUUUUUGGCAAAGUGUCCAAUUUUGUAUUGAGAUGACACCCAUCAAAUUGGUGUGAGGUCAUUCCCAUGAUGCACUGUUUUAUGGCUUGUCAAAUGUCAGAAAGCUUUUGUGACUGUACGAGCAACAAGAUUUUUGCUUCAUAGCUUUUGAAAAGUAACAAUUUUGCACUUUUGCAUUCCACAACUAUAUCAAUAAAAAGAUGGAAUCACUGUGUUAGACAUAAAGUGACUCGCUUUAAAAACUGGCCAAAAUGGCACAAAACAAAAUGAAGAAGGCAAUUACAAAGCUACAAACACAGCCAUAGCAUUGAUUGUGGAGUUUUCAAUGACUUGACAUGGUACAGUGUUUGACCUAGAGGGCAAACACUGGUCCAAAUGGGGGCUUAUGCUGCCUUUUCUGCCAAAGUUGACUAUUUUCACGAAAGUUUAGUUUUGAUGAGUAUUUUAACUUAAAAAUGUUGGUAAAGGUAUGGAGAGAAACCUGAAAAUUUGGGUAGUUUUGAAUCACAGACAAUCUUUUCGAACAGUCACGUCUUGAAAGCUACAUUAAGAGCUGGCUUGUGAUGUGUGUUCAAAAAGGUGAGGAAAUGUGGGCUCUCGAACGUGCUUUUAGCAUGGUGUUCACACUGGACUGUUGCUACCCAAUACUAGUGCAUGUACUCACCGUCGGAAGAGACUUGGUGUAAAAUGUUGGAGCAGUGCAAAUCU